This is a messenger RNA of Tripterygium wilfordii, 1723 nucleotides long. RefSeq names its product protein FMP32, mitochondrial-like. Lineage: Eukaryota; Viridiplantae; Streptophyta; Magnoliopsida; Celastrales; Celastraceae. The transcript has 7 exons. The record is from RefSeq and is a predicted model, not a curated record. The coding region runs from base 319 to 996 and encodes 225 amino acids. Gene Ontology annotation, cellular component: mitochondrion.
CAAGCAACGAUUCCUGCCUUAUUCCCUAACCGCCCUCUUCCUCCGUCAUUCAUCGCCUGCGUUUCCCCUCUCUUCUUCCAAAAGAAAAAUCCUUAGUCAUUUCUAUUCCAACUAACUCGUCAAUCUUCGUGUCUCGCCGCGUUUCCUCUAUCUGUUAUCUGAUUUUGAGGGAUCUUUAUAGAUUAUUGGGAGUUCUGGAUCCAAAUCUUUCUACUCGAUCGCUGAGAUUCAGUUCCUGGUCAAAAUAUUUUUGCUUUAUUUUGUUCUGAUGGCAUUAUUGAUUGAUUUUUUCGAAUUCUGCGUCUAGUAAGAGAAUUAAUGGUCACAUAUAGAAGGCUUGUUCGACUAGGAUCGAACUGCAAUGUCGGACUUCGAAUUGAUGCCUCUUCGUCGACUUCAAUUCCUCUUACCAAUGCAUUCCGGCAUCACCGACAGAUUUCUCAGCUCACGAGACCCGAUGAGAAAGCCGAUGCGCCAUCUAUGGUGUUGGCAUUAGAAGCUCAAGGAAUGCCUGUAAAACAGGCUGAAGCAAUCGUCUCAGCUAUCACUGAGGUAUUGAACCAAAAAUUGCAGAACGUCGGACAUUCAUUGGUUACCAAAGAAGAAAUGGAAAAUUUUGUGAAGUUGCGAGAAUCCAAUCUGUCAAAGUUCAAAUCAGAGCUAGAAAGUUCACAGGAGCAUCAUUUUUCUAUGUUGAAAAGUGAAACUGAAAAACUCCAAGACAGCAUCGAGAAGAUGCGCAGUGAUUUGAGGUUUAAAAUUGACAAUGUCACUGCUGGGCAGCGUUUGGAUUUAAAUCUUGAAAGAGGACGUAUAAAAGACGAGCUUGCAAAUCAAAAUGCUGAAACGAACCACCUCACUAAAAAACUUGACCAGGAAAUCCUUGCAUUAAGAGACCAACUUGGAGCUGCAAAAUAUGAUGUGAUGAAGUAUUACGUAGGAGCCCUUGUUUCCAUAUCGGCUGUUGGGUUUGCUGUUGUCCGCAUUUUUAUGUAGGGCAACUACAUUUUUUUCAUGAUUAAUGGUGGCAUUGAACAGAACUUUUAAUGUCAUUCUCAGUCGUUGGCUGCCUGAAAUGCUUCUAGGUACAUGCUAAUGUUCGCGAUUUUUCUAUUGAAUUUUUGCUGGAAUUCUUUCAUGUUUUUAGUUUUUGAGCACUUGGAAGAAAAGGCAGAACACAUCUGUAUUUUAGAAAUUUUGAAGUAUUGUUGCAAAUAGCCAAUUGAGUUUACUACAUUCAGUCAAUAUACUAGCAGUGCAGUGAAGCAAGCAUAUCAUGAAGUUUCUGGCUUUCUGCCAUUGCAGGGGAAAAAGAGGUAGAUCUAUUUUUCAUUAUGGUAAAUAUUUUUUGAAGUUUGUGUUUUAUUUUAUUUUUUAUGGACAUCAAGGAAACAUGCAAAUAGGGAGCUAUUUAUUUGCAGAAUCCUGAAGUCCUAGAGCAAUUGGAUGAUGAACAAUCCUCUCCGCUAAGAAGGAAGGGGGCUACAGUCAUCCUUAUAUUUUACUUGUAUCCGAAUCCUGCGAAAGACGAUGUCAUAAUUAAACUUUUAUACUUUUCAGGAAGUUAUAUUUUCUUCAUGUUUUUAUUCUUAAUAGUACAUUUUGUACAUGUUUAUUGACAAGGAAAAGUAAACGAAAGUUACUAAUGUGUGGUGAAUGCAAGUUGUGUAGCUUCUUUCCUUGUCAUUUUCUCAUGCUUCAAUGUGAGUGCUAAUGUGUGUGA